AUGGCUACCCCAGGUGUCGACCCCGUCGAUGGACAAUAUAACAAAGAAACCGCGGCCGACGUGCCGCCGCCGCCCACCAAUGGCCACCAUACGAAUGGCAUGGGCUCUGGGCAGUUCCAGCAGUAUCAGCAGUACCCGGGAUAUGGACAAUUUAUUCCGUUCAGCAACACCCAGAAUCCUCAGGUCGGGCCUCACCAGGCCAUGAUCUCCCAGGUCUACCAACCUACCCUUGGUAAGAUUGGUAACCCAGGUCCUCUUGGUCUGAUCGGUUUCGCUUUGACUACCUUUGUGCUCGGACUUUACCAGUGCGGUGCUGGUCUCCCCAACUCUAAUCCGUUGGGCACCGUCGGCCCUGACCAAGCCGUCUUCGGUGUGGCUGUCUUCUUCGGAGGCAUGGCCCAGUUUGUUGCUGGCGUCAUGGAAUUUGUCCUUGGCAAUACCUUUGGUUGUACCCUCCACUGCUCAUACGGGGCUUUCUGGCUUGCCUUUGCCAUGUUCUCCGUUCCGACUCUUGGCAUCCAGGCUGCCUAUCAAGGAGACCAGCGUGCCUUUAGCUUUGCUGUCGGUAUUUUCCUCAUCAUAUGGUGCUUCCUUACCAUCAUCUUCUUUGUUGCGGCGCUCAAGACAAACUUUACGAUCUUGAUGGUGCUUGGCCUGCUUGCGCUGUCUUUCUUCUUUCUUAGCAUUGCCCAGUUCGUCUCGACCGAGCACACCACUGCAGCAGUAAGAUUGAACCGUGCCGGAGGCGCUUUUGCCGUCUUCUGUGCCAUGUUUGCAUUCUAUGCUGGAGCAGCAGGUCUCAUGCUCAAGGACACAACCUUUGUCACUUUCCCGCUUGGUGAGAUUCCGUAUCCCUCAGUCAGGCGAGAAAGAGAGGCGGCGAAGAACAAGGUAUAG
Molecule: messenger RNA, 897 nt
Organism: Trichoderma virens Gv29-8
Lineage: Eukaryota; Fungi; Ascomycota; Sordariomycetes; Hypocreales; Hypocreaceae
Exons: 2
Coding region: 1-897 (298 amino acids)
Cellular component (GO): plasma membrane
Molecular function (GO): acetate transmembrane transporter activity
Source: RefSeq, a predicted model, not a curated record